Molecule: messenger RNA, 955 nt
Organism: Penicilliopsis zonata CBS 506.65
Lineage: Eukaryota; Fungi; Ascomycota; Eurotiomycetes; Eurotiales; Aspergillaceae
Exons: 1
Coding region: 49-834 (261 amino acids)
Source: RefSeq, a predicted model, not a curated record
CUAUCUUUAAUGAUCUAAGAAGGCAACCGAUUCUUUAAAUAUACCGCGAUGACUGAAACUACUCAGGAUGUAUCCAGAAAAGCAGCUCCAGCUCCUACUCUCCAUCAUCUCACCUCCUCUCAGUCGCUGCGUAUCCUCUGGGCGCUCGAAGAACUCGCCCAGGCCACGUCGCAGCCCUUUACGGUGAAAGUGUACCAACGCAUCAAAGGACGCGCACCACCAGAGCUCCAACAGAUCUUCCCCCUGGGGAAGAGUCCAAUCCUGGAGAUUCCCUCAAGCUUAGGGGAAACCGCCGAGUAUAGGCCCAUCCCAUUCCUCACGACAGCCAACAACAGCACCAUCGUGGCCGAAAGCCGUCUCAUCCUGCACUUUCUCUCCGACCACUACGCAGGGGACCUGUGGAGAGCCUCUUCGGCCGACGAGCAGCUGACAGAUACCUUCUUCCAGGAGUUUGCGACCUGCACGCUCGCCCCGACGAUGGAUCGCAUCGUGACUUUUGAUCUGAUCGCGUCCAAUGCACCCCUCCCCGCUCGACCGCUCACCUGGGCAGUCUUCACGCCGCUGGUGCGGAUGUUCCUCAAGGACCUCGCUGCCCCCUUUGCCCUGAUGGAGCAGACCCUCGCGAGCGGGAGGGCCUGGUUCGGCGGCGAAGAGAAGCUGGGCCUCUCGGAUUUCCUGCUCAGUUGGCCGAUGGACGUGGCGAUGCAGAGGGGGUAUCUCGACUCCAGGAAAUACCCUCGUCUUGCAGAGUGGGUGGAGCGAGUGCAUUCUCGAGAGGCGUACCGGCGGGCUGUGAAGAGGGCGAGCUAUGAUCUGGUCAAAUAUGAUCUGUAGUCUAUCAUUUGGCUUCAGAUUUUAGUAUAACUCUUCAGAUCUAAACUUCUUCCCUUUGUUAGCUUCUAUCUUCUCUUCCAGAUCUGAUGUUCUAUUGACAUCUGUUUUUUUUUUUUUUUUU